Messenger RNA from Lathyrus sativus (Indian pea), 96 nucleotides. The record is from the annotation of a GenBank genome assembly. Lineage: Eukaryota; Viridiplantae; Streptophyta; Magnoliopsida; Fabales; Fabaceae.
AUGUAUAAGUUUGUAUACACAGUCCAUGACCCUGGUAUUAGAAGCCUUGGUGGAAUUAGCGGCGUCGGUAGCAUGUUACGUCUUUUGAAGAAAUAG